UACCUAUAAUUGCGUGCAGUCUAUUUUUAGAUUUUAAAACGCAUAUAAUUAUACAUGUAUAGGAAUCCCAAUACGUGGAAAAUCUCCAAUUUGAAGUCAUUCGUAUAUUAUUAAAUUAAAACAUUCUAAAGGAGUGAUAUCUGAAGUGGAAUAUGCUUCGACAAGAUCAACCCAAACUCGAUUUAACGUUAUCGGUUUAUUGAAGAAAAAGUUUAAUGGAUAAUGUUUUCUGGAAAAACACAUUCGCCAGAGCAUCUGACAGCAGCAUCGUCGUCCUAUUCAAGCAGCAGUAGAUCUACGUCACACAAUGGUAGAUUUGACCAUACAGCAAAACCCACCAGUCUCGUGCCACAAGGAGGAUUCGCAUACCAGGCUCAUGAGGCGGGCCAGUACAAAUCAUUGCCCGUAACCUCAGCUCAGAUCAAGAACAUCCAAUAUACAACAUUCUCUGCCCCUCUUUCGGGGCCUAAGCAAACUGGCUUAUCUGUUCAACUUAAACAUAUCAGAAGUAUUGUGACAGGUAUCAACACACUCGCGGUGCAGCCUACGGAAGACCCUCAUAAUCAGUCUUGGGAACAGCUAGCAUCUGUAGUAGCAAACGGCAGGCGUGCAGUUCCAAAAACGCACAGUCGAAUUCAUAAACCUUCAUCAACUGCAACAAACAGUGCUACAGCACAAAGUUCUUCCUCGAACUCCCCCGUGAACUCAAUAAAUGGUCCAAAAUAUCCAAAAUACACGACAAAAUCUUCUCGACUGGACAGUUUUAAGGGAUGUCAAAGCAUCGCUGUUUCUACAAUCGUCUUAUCGGAAGCAGGAUUAUUUUACACGGGGGUAGAGGACUGUACGCGUUGUUUUCAAUGUGGAAUUGGAUUACGACAUUGGUCAAAGAACGACGAUCCUUGGACCGAGCAUGCGCGGUUUUCGCUUGAUUGUGAUCACGUGGUGUCUGUUAAAGGGAGGGAAUUCAUUAACCUGGUCAAACUUGCUCUUGAACUGACUACAGAGAAAAUAACAGGGGCAGGAAAUACGUCCGACACAUUUGCAUCACCUACCAAUAACGCUAGCCAAGAAGAUUCAACAAACGAAAUUGACAAAUUGAUGAAAACAGAAGCAGCUCAAAGUGUGUUGGAAAAUGAUUAUAGUGAAGAUUUGGUUAAAACGGCCAUUGAAAAUGUCCUGAGGUCCAAAGGAGCAAACGCCAUUACGGGGAUGGAUCUGAUGCAGGAAAUAUUGACAAUUGAAGAAGAAAGAGACUGUUUUGACGAAAAAUCCGUGGCAGAUAGACAAAAUAUGGUGGCAGAACUUUCCCGCGAAAACCAACACCUGCGGGCCAAAACUCUAUGUUCCUAUUGUAAGCGGCUUGAAGUCUCCCUCGUGUUUCUGCCAUGUGGCCACCUCGUGUCCUGUAACACAUGUGGGAACAGGCAGAGGUCAUGUGUUACGUGUGGUUCAAAUGUUAAGGGGACAGUUAGGACGUACAAUGCUUGAACUAUUCAGAAUUCACAUUUCAUAUAUGUGCGCUAUGGAAAAUUGACGCUUUAAAGUGUUAAUGUGGUCAGACGCCUUCCGUAUUGUUGAUGUACAAAGCUUAUAUAUAGAGUAAAAGCGUUUCAUUGUCAUUAUUUCAUGAAUUGAAAACAAGGAUUGAUUUAUUUUGCUCCGUGUGUAAAACAUCUAAGUCGAGGUUCCACUGGAUGUUACGUUUUUAUUAUAGACAUAAUAUAGUAUUUGUGUUGCAUUUUGUGUCACUUAUCUGACUUUUUGUGUUGAAUCAUCGCCAAAUAUGCCAUUAUGAAAAUGUAUUAUAUAUUGUAAAUUCUGCCAACAAUUCCGUUUAAUGUUACUUUUGUAAAAAGCUAGUGUUUCUAUUCUACAAACUUGUCAACGCCGCAAUGCUAAACA
Messenger RNA from Mya arenaria, 1902 nucleotides. RefSeq names its product baculoviral IAP repeat-containing protein 3-like. Gene Ontology annotation, biological process: regulation of cell cycle; positive regulation of protein ubiquitination; negative regulation of apoptotic process. The transcript has 8 exons. The record is from RefSeq and is a predicted model, not a curated record. NCBI's taxonomy places the organism in Eukaryota, Metazoa, Mollusca, Bivalvia, Myida, Myidae. The coding region runs from base 223 to 1488 and encodes 421 amino acids. Gene Ontology annotation, cellular component: nucleus; cytoplasm. Gene Ontology annotation, molecular function: ubiquitin protein ligase activity; cysteine-type endopeptidase inhibitor activity involved in apoptotic process.